ACAUCCCAGACCCUGGCCACUGGUGUGUGAUGCUGCCUUCUGUCUCCUUGGAGAGUGGAGAGUGUGUGUACACUGUGAGCUCUGCUGCAGGGAGCUAUGAGUGUUCAGAGUCUGGUCUGCGCUGGUCAUGUGCUGGUCCAGUCACCCUGCAGUACCGCAUCAGCAAGGAGGAGCUCUUCUGGGCCCAGAUGCAGAUGUUAGGGUACCGACCCGCGGGUCCUCUGAUGGAAAUCAAGCUUCUGUCAGGAGAGCUGGAGGAGGUCCACCUGCCCCACUCCCUCUGCCUGGGUGGCUCUGACCCGGCUGUGCUAGGAGAUGCAGUCAGGGCCCUGCAUGGCGACGACAGUGGUGUUUCCCUGGAGACGUGUGAGCUGAGCCGUUUCCAUGGCAAGCUCUCAGCACAGCACUUCUCUCUGUGGCAGCUGGUGGUGAGGUUGUUCUCCUCCUUCACCUCCUCCUCCACCACCUCCUCUGUGAAGAACCACUGUGAGGUGCUGAUCCGUGAGCACUGCUCUUGGCCGCUGGUCCUGCACACCUACCUGCUACCCUCCCCCUCCUCAGCCAGGCAGUUUGUGGAGAAUAAGGGGGGCAGAUUCAUUGACAAGCCUUCUCCCGUCAACUCCCUCUGUAUCGACUCCACAGUCCAACUGCACACCACCCCAAAUUCCCUUGAGAUCAUGCCCUCGGAGCUGAAAUUCAGCUACAGGAACCCUCCUACUACCUUCUUUGAGGUGUAUCUAGAGAACCCCCUGCGGAACUUCAAGAUGGAGAUCAAGACUGAGGAGAACCAGAGUGUUUGGGAAGCGAUGCUGAGGCAGGGAGUCGACUACCUCAGGGAACAAGACCGUGUUGACUCACAGAACAACCCAGAAUCACAAACAGGUACACAGCAGCCCAGCAGGAUACCUGGCCAGGUGAGCAGCUUGAUGGCGGCUUUCUUCCUGGAGGAGAAGAGGGCGGAGCUCAUCCAGAGGGUCACAGAGGUGAUGCCCAUAGCAGACCAGCUCCUCUCCCAGAGGGUCAUUGGCCAAGAGACCUACUCCAACAUCCAGGCUGCUGCCACCAGUCAGGACAAAAUGAGGUCCCUGUUUGAUGCCAUGCGCUCAGCUGGGGCUCAGGGCAAACUGGCCUUCUACACGAUCCUACAGGAACAGCUGCCCCACCUAGUGGAGGAGCUGUGGACUGCAACAUGA
This is a messenger RNA of Engraulis encrasicolus (European anchovy), 1193 nucleotides long. Its product is annotated as NACHT, LRR and PYD domains-containing protein 1 homolog. Gene Ontology annotation, biological process: innate immune response; regulation of apoptotic process; inflammatory response. The coding region runs from base 30 to 1193 and encodes 387 amino acids. NCBI's taxonomy places the organism in Eukaryota, Metazoa, Chordata, Actinopteri, Clupeiformes, Engraulidae. The record is from RefSeq and is a predicted model, not a curated record. The transcript is spliced from 2 exons.